Myripristis murdjan (pinecone soldierfish) is the source of this 1799-nucleotide messenger RNA. It is a transcript of the gene ctdspl3, whose product is annotated as CTD (carboxy-terminal domain, RNA polymerase II, polypeptide A) small phosphatase like 3. NCBI's taxonomy places the organism in Eukaryota, Metazoa, Chordata, Actinopteri, Holocentriformes, Holocentridae. Gene Ontology annotation, molecular function: phosphatase activity. Bases 164 to 1306 code for a protein of 380 amino acids. The record is from RefSeq and is a predicted model, not a curated record. The transcript is spliced from 11 exons.
CGAGAAGACACGGGGAGCAGGAGGAGGGGCGGAGCUAGUGGGAGCCAUUGUAGUCCGAAGAGCGAGAAGGAGGAAAAGCUGGUGAAGCUACCCCACAGGAACCCUUCGUUACAGCCAGGUCUUACAUGUUUUAUGGUCACAAGUUCGAUAUUCACAAGGCAAAAUGAGACUGAGGUCUCAAAAAACCAUUAGAGAGUCUCCGUUAACUCCGAAGAGCGGCGGCCGACGGUCAGGCAGAGCUACGCCGCGAGGAGCACGGCUGGCGCGGACCGAGAGCCCGCUGCAAACAAAGGAUAAAGAAACCUUGGAUGUAGGCUCUGCCCCCUCAGACGAUGACGUUCCAAAGAUGUCAAGGCGACCUCUGGCUCGGGGCCGGCUGAGGAAGAGAGCCAUUGCUGUUGAUGAUGGAGAGACAGAUUUAGCUUUCAAGACUCCAACCAGACCCACCAUGCGCCAUCAGCGGGUUUUGGUGGAGAUCGACCCAGCAUCUCCUCGUAACAUCACAGCCAGAAACAUCUACUCGCCCAUCGUACGCUUUCUCACACCCAGCAAAGAGAACAUGAAGGGUUCAGGGACUGGGAAAGAUGUGUUGAUGAGUCCGGAGCAGUGUGUGUUUGGCUACGGCUCAAUGGACCUGCUGGCCGGAGAUGAGGACAGUGAUGACGUCUUCAGCCCCUUUACCUUCAUCAAAAACAUACCGUCCCGAUCCGAGCAGUCCAGACCAUGUCACAGAGACAUUCCCCCCAAGACCAGGAGCACCCCAGAGGCUACACUGGUUUUAGACCUGGAUGAGACCCUCAUGUUCAGCUCUCUGAAUGUCAUUGAAGAUGCACAGUACACCUUCCACACAGCUUUCCAGGACCAUCUGUACAAGGUCUACGUGAUCUUACGACCAUACGUGAAGGAGUUUCUGCAGUCCAUGGCAAAAACUUAUGAGAUGUUUAUUUAUACAUCUGCAAAGAAGGACUAUGCUGAGAAGAUACUGGACAUUCUGGACCCACAGAGAAAACUGUUUCGGCAUCGUCUGUAUCAGGAAGACUGCUCCUGUGUCCUCGGCCACUACAUCAAGGACCUGGGCGUCCUGGCAAGAGACCUCGCCAAGACAGUGGUGCUGGACAAUGCACCCCACACCUACCCAUACCAUCUGAUGAACACGAUUCCCAUCAAGAGCUGGUCUGGGGAGCCGGAGGACCGAGAGCUCCAGAAGCUCAUUCCCUACCUGGAGAAACUGUCUGCAGCUGAGGAUUUUCGGGAGUUACUGAAGAGGAGGAAGGAUCAUUUUCACAGACUUCUGUCAGAGGACUGAACAGUCUCUGAUUUUGCUCCUUUUCUGUUGGACUGUCACAAAUCAUAUGAACUCAUAGUGCUUUGGCUAAAAGCAGAAUCCAGCUUGACUUUGCUAACUUUGAAGGCAGUUGCUUAGUGGCAUAGCCAGGCAGCCUUUUGUCUCUUCCCUAAUGACUUUUAAGGAUGGCUAAGUGUCGUGGCAUUUCAAACAUGCAGCUGGUAAUUUGUCACCAAAAGCCGUUUCCCCAUGCCUCUUUCCACAGAGCAAUAAACUCCUCACAAGUGUAUAUGUUAUUAUAAAACAAAACUUGAAAUAUGGUGUAUAAAUUAAAUCGUUUUUAUUUAUUAAAAUGGCCAAUCAGAGGCUGUUAACCUGUAUAUAUUUCAAAUAUUUUUUUUUCUUUUUGGCAAAUAAUUAUGCUGUAUAUGAAUGAAAAGUGAAACAAUUGAUCUUUUUAAGGCAUACUGACUAAUUUCCUUAUGUCAAAUAUAUAAUCUAUUUCAAUACCUUG